This is a messenger RNA of Pyrus x bretschneideri (Chinese white pear), 2292 nucleotides long. RefSeq names its product sucrose transport protein SUC3-like. The record is from RefSeq and is a predicted model, not a curated record. Gene Ontology annotation, biological process: transmembrane transport. Gene Ontology annotation, molecular function: sucrose:proton symporter activity. The transcript has 14 exons. Gene Ontology annotation, cellular component: membrane. Bases 134 to 1945 code for a protein of 603 amino acids. NCBI's taxonomy places the organism in Eukaryota, Viridiplantae, Streptophyta, Magnoliopsida, Rosales, Rosaceae.
AAUGAAUCCUUCGCAGUUCUGACGCCGAAAUCCGAUCUACAUGCAAAAACCUAGAUCCGCACCGUUUUUCCGAUUAAUGCGCGGGAAAUUGAGCUUCUGAGUCGCGGCUAUUACUAAGUGAAACCGAGUCGCCAUGGCGGGAAGGACGGACUCGGAGUCCAUCCGGGUGCCGUACAGGAACCUGAGGAGGGAUGCGGAAGUGGAAAUGAUGGCGACGGACGAGCCUCAUCAUCGUAUCGACCUCAAUUCGCCUACGUCUUCCUCCCCUAGGGUUCCAAAUGGGAGCGGGCCGCCGGGACAGCCCGGACACAAACACAAUACUCUUUUGACUCUCGUUCUCAGCUGCACGGUCGCCGCCGGUGUGCAAUUCGGUUGGGCGUUGCAGCUUUCGCUUUUAACUCCUUACAUACAGACUCUCGGAAUAGGGCAUGCAUUUUCUUCAUUUAUUUGGCUUUGUGGCCCUAUUACAGGCCUUGUGGUUCAACCUUGUGUUGGUAUUUGGAGUGACAAAUGCUCUUUAAAAUUGGGAAGAAGACGCCCUUUCAUUCUUGCAGGAUCUCUCAUGAUUUCAGUUUCUGUGGUGUUAAUUGGGUUUUCUGCAGACGUUGGAUACUUAUUAGGAGAUACAAAGGAGCAUUGCAGCACAUUCAAAGGUACCCGGACAAGGGCAGCCUUUGUCUUUAUUAUUGGAUUUUGGUUGCUGGAUCUUGCCAACAAUACAGUGCAGGGACCAGCUCGUGCUCUUCUGGCUGAUCUAGCAGGCCCCGAGCAACGUAAUACUGCAAAUGCUGUGUUUUGCUCAUGGAUGGCCGUUGGUAACAUCCUAGGAUUUUCUGCUGGUGCAAGUGGAAAUUGGCACAGAUGGUUUCCUUUCCUUCUGAGUAGAGCUUGCUGUGAAGCCUGUGGAAAUCUUAAAGCAGCAUUUCUCAUUGCAGUGAUCUUUCUCACUUUGUGUACACUUGUUACAAUGUAUUUUGCUGAGGAGGUUCCGCUCACUACGUAUCAACCGAACCCUUUAUCAGAUUCUGCUCCUUUAUUGGAUGAUCCCCAACAAAAUGGUCUUGAGCUUUCUAAGUUGAAGCGUGAUAAGCAAGUUAUCGAUGAUGCAAAUGGAAGCAGAAUUGACUAUGAAAGGGAUAUGAAUCUGAAGGAGGCCAUCUCAAAAGUUGAGGAAGAUAAGAAUGGUGGUUUUAAUGACGGACCUGGAGCAGUGUUAGUCAAUCUGUUGACCAGUUUAAGGCAUUUACCACCAGCAAUGCAUUCAGUGCUAAUUGUUAUGGCUCUUACAUGGUUAUCCUGGUUUCCAUUCUUUCUUUUUGAUACGGAUUGGAUGGGUAGGGAAGUAUAUCAUGGGGAUCCGAAAGGGAACUCAGCCAAAAUACAAGCUUAUGAUCAGGGUGUCAGAGAAGGUGCAUUCGGUUUAUUAUUGAAUUCAGUUGUUCUUGGCAUCAGUUCUUUCCUAAUUGAGCCAAUGUGCCAGCGGAUGGGUGCAAGACUAGUGUGGGCAAUGAGCAAUUUUAUUGUGUUUGCCUGCAUGGCAGGCACCGCUAUCAUAAGUUUAAUAUCUGUUACAGAGUAUUCUAAAGGGAUUGAACAUGUAAUUGGGGGGAAUGAAAAUAUCAGGAUUGCUUCCCUGAUUGUUUUUGCUCUUCUUGGCUUCCCACUUGCUAUUACCUACAGCGUUCCCUUUUCCGUUACAGCCGAGUUGACUGCCGAUGCCGGUGGUGGCCAAGGACUGGCUAUUGGAGUUUUGAAUCUUGCAAUUGUUAUUCCACAGAUGAUUGUGUCUCUUGGUGCGGGGCCAUGGGAUGCUUUAUUUGGGGGAGGAAAUAUACCUGCCUUUGUUUUGGCCUCCUUCGCUGCCCUUGCUGGCGGCAUUAUCGCAGCUCGCAGACUACCAAAUCUUUCGAGUUCCUUCAAGUCAACCGGUUUUCAUUUUGGGUAAUCACAAAAGCAGUUCACCUGGUCGGCUAAUGACAGAAGCAACUCAUCAGAUGAUGACCACCCGUUAUAUGAUUCAACCAUACCGGAGCAUUUGCUAUCCGAGGGAUUGCUCUGGCUCUGGCUCUGGCUCUAGAAUAUGCGUACGUAUCACACUUACCAACACCCAUUCCAUAAAUUCAUUCUUUUUUUUUUUUGCCUCACUUCGUAUGUAGAGUGUACAUUGUCAGUUACAUGAAAAGGAUAUACAUACAUGCAUAUAAUGCUAAUGCCGCUCUAAGAAAAUUGUUCACUUCUUCCUCAUCCGGUUAACAUUUUACAAUUGUGUAUAUAAUUUCAUAAGACUUUUUA